AUGAUCGAUUGUUCAGUGGGAUAUGACCACUUUGCGUGGCCAAUAAUUUGUUUCCCUGCUGCUGGAUUUUUGUUUCUCGUUGACUUAAAUUCCCCAGUCAAAAUUAUUAUUAUUUCCGUCAGCCAGCGAUCCACCAUUGCGCGUGAUGAAGCAGACCCAGGCCCCGUCGACACUGGCCCAGUCGGCCGAGUCCCAGCAGACGAGGGCCCAGUAGACCUAGACCCAGCAGACCCGGGCUCAGUUGACCCGGAAUCAGCAGAACCGGGUUCAGUUGACCCGGAACCAGCAGAACCGGACCCAGUAAACCCAGACCCAGCAGACCCGAACUCUCUUGACCCACACCCAACCGAACCAGGCUCAGCUGACCCUGAUCCAGCAGACCCGAACUCUCUUGACCCAGACCCAGCCGAACCGGGCCCAGUAGACGCUGAACUAGCACACCCAGUAGACCCUAUCUUACGUAGACCUAGCAGCGCUCGUGUCACGCCCCUGCCACGAUGCAGAACCCGACCACCGCCUGCCUGCGACUUGUGUUGCUGGCGUCGCUGGUCUGCAUCUCUGCUGCUGGUUCUCCGGCGCCAGGUGCACAAGAUUCUUCAACAGAUGCGCCUGGACCGCCGGGAACAUCUGGACCAUCUGGAACGUCCAGCACAAUUCGCUGCUAUCCAGUUAAUUUGGCAAAUGACUCGUCUACGUCAAUGAGCGCUUUUCUCGUCAUCUCGGUGAUGGUUAAGGUUCCCCAUGACGGUGACUGGGUAGAAUACUUCGAUGAAGAGCACUGGCUCAACCAUCCGGUCGAGCCAGGAAAGGGGGAAAACAGUCGGACAUUUCUCACCCUGAAUUUCACUAACUACACAAUUG
Molecule: messenger RNA, 861 nt
Organism: Hyalella azteca
Lineage: Eukaryota; Metazoa; Arthropoda; Malacostraca; Amphipoda; Hyalellidae
Product: vegetative cell wall protein gp1-like
Exons: 2
Coding region: 1-702 (233 amino acids)
Source: RefSeq, a predicted model, not a curated record